UUAUUGCAGAAAUUGUGUGAUGAGAAAACUACUGAAGAUGAAGAUGAAGAUGAAUCAGACACUUCAUCAGAAACUGAAAAAAUUCAGGAACAGAUUAAGGCUCUGCAGAAAAAGCUACAGAAAAAAGAUAAGAAAAAUGAGAAGAUUAAGAAAGCUGAUUCAAAAAAGAAAAGGAAGAAGCAUCAGAAGAAAGUACAAACACCUCCACCAUCAUCAAGCUCAGCAGAUAGUAGUUCAUCAGAUGAUUCGACUGAUGAUACUUCAGACACAACGACAACACUUAAACGCAGUCACAGUGACACAAAGGAUGAGAAAACCAAGAAACACAAGCCAUCAAGUAAUAAUGUAAGUUUUAUCAAUGUUAACAACACACUACCACUUAUCAGUACCAUAAUCUAAUACUCAAUACUUCACUUUCAGGAUGAUAAUCUCAUUAAUAUGCUGAAUGAUGUUCAAUGCUACUCAUCAAGAGAUCUCAAGAUAGGAAAGGAGUACAAAUUAUUGGACAUUGAGCUAAGAGAUGAGAAUGGCUUCAACGGAGCAUACAAAAGAGCAGUCGGAAAAUUUGAAGACAAGAAGAGAAAGCCAACAGGAAUGAUAACAGUUAAUUUACCAAAACCUGUUACACUUCUCGGUGAUAAAAUUAUAACAGCAAUGAAAGAAAGGAUCCAAAGUGGAAAAAAUCCACACUAUGUUGUACACAAAGUUACAACUAGGGAGCGGGCUGAUGGAAAAGGAGCCUAUGAUAUGGUUGAUUUUAAAUGGAUCUAAAUUUCACUGGUAUCAGUACAUAUAAUGUAUUAAUCUUUACUUACCUUGCACCAAUGAUUGUUCAACUUUUUCUGCACAAAACUAAUUCAGUAAUAUCAAUACAUGUACUGUCUUCAUCUUUACUUAUCUUGCAGCAAUGAUUGUUCAGCUUUUACUGGACGAAACUAAUCACUAGAUUAAUUUUAAAUACUUGUUAACUUACAUUUUUCCCUUAUAUGAAAAAGUGGAUAACUGUUUUUGUUUCUGCACAAAAAUAAUUUUGAAUCACAAUUAUAUAAAAGCAACAUAAAUUGCUUGUACCAUUUAUCUUUGCUAAUAAAAUUAAUUGUCAUACUUGCA
This is a messenger RNA of Frankliniella occidentalis (western flower thrips), 1110 nucleotides long. RefSeq lists its product as uncharacterized. The transcript is spliced from 2 exons. The record is from RefSeq and is a predicted model, not a curated record. Lineage: Eukaryota; Metazoa; Arthropoda; Insecta; Thysanoptera; Thripidae. The coding region runs from base 439 to 771 and encodes 110 amino acids.